ACACUUGAUAAGUUGAUCGCUUAUGAAGUCACUUUAAGAUUUUAUUUUUAGAUUAGAUUCUUUAUAACUGGAAAUGUUUCUACUGAAAUUAUCUCUAUUAUUUGUGAAAAUACUGUCAUGUAUUUUAACUCCGCUGGAAUUAAUUGGUGCAGAAUAUAACAGACUACCUAUUCAGAGAGAUACAAGGGACAUCGUGGCAAUGGCGCAGGCCCUGGGAGCUACAAAGUUUGUAUCGUAUUUGACUACCACUGGAUUAAAUACAACACUUACUGGACAGGGACCGUUCACCGUUUUCCUUCCAUUAAAUGACGCUUUUGAAAAACUUUCUGAUGAUAUGAAGGACAAUUUCAAGGACACGGACUUCGCCAGGUCUAUACUCAAAUAUCAUAUUGCUCCUGGUAGAUAUGAUAUAAUUGAGUUUCAAGACGAGGAAAUUCUGAGGAGCCUGGAUCAAGACUUGUCAAUCAGAAUAAAUCUCUAUGAGGGAGGAGAGGCUGUGACAGCUUCCGGGAGUCUUGUAUCCCGUUCUGAUAUAAAUGCUAAGAAUGGAGUUUUGCACGUGAUUGACCGCGUAAUGGUGAUGACCCCUGAGUUUGGUAGCGUUGCCGGACUUCUUGGUUUUCCAAUAUUCCGCUAUAUGUAUUACGGGAUGAUCGAUGGAAACCUGACAGGACUUCUCUCAGGCAGUGAACCCAUCACAGUGUUUGCCCCUAACGAUGCAGCCUUCCAGAAGCUACCUCCAGACCAGUUUAAGAAAUUAUACAAGAAUAGCACCGCCAUUCGAAGACUGGUGAAGAAUCAUAUUGUUCGUGGGACUUUCUUCACUGCUGGAAUGUAUACCGGGGGACCGCUCACCACUCUGGAUGGACAAACUUUACAAGUGAAAAUAGUUGAUGGAAAUAUCACUGUCGACGACGCCCCAUUACUCAUACCAGACUGGACGUGCACUAAUGGAGUAACACACGUCACAGGGGACGUUUUUAUGCCACCGGGUCUUCUCGAGUCUGGACAGACACCGUAGUAGGUUGUGAUGAAUGUAAUCUCAUGGUUCAGCAAUUAGGAUGAAGUAUGUCGAUAUUUCUUUGGAUUGUUUACUAAUUUUAAUAAAUUUUCUUUAUAU
This is a messenger RNA of Pecten maximus, 1120 nucleotides long. Its product is annotated as transforming growth factor-beta-induced protein ig-h3-like. Lineage: Eukaryota; Metazoa; Mollusca; Bivalvia; Pectinida; Pectinidae. The coding region runs from base 74 to 1021 and encodes 315 amino acids. Gene Ontology annotation, cellular component: extracellular matrix. Gene Ontology annotation, molecular function: cell adhesion molecule binding. The record is from RefSeq and is a predicted model, not a curated record. Gene Ontology annotation, biological process: extracellular matrix organization; cell adhesion. The transcript has 6 exons.